ACAUGAUUAGUUGUUCCUGGAAUUUCCUAUGGCAACAUUGCUUUGAAGUAGCAGAACAGAAAUUUCUAGAAACUAGAAAGCUUUCCACAUUCAGAUUAUUCACGGAGUGCCAGCUAGACUGUCUUUCUUUAGUGUUCUGAAUCUUCUGCUAAAACAAUGCCACGUCAAGGAAGAUCACGUGCCCCUGCCAGGGCAUCACCUCCACCAACUCGUGCUGCUGCUCCUGCUCCUAGGGCUGCACCUCCUCCAAGUGUCCCAGCUCAUGCUCCACAAUCCCAUGCCCCAGCUCCUAUGCAGCAAAUGCCACAGCAGCCAUCAAUGUUUGCCCAGAUGGCAGCCACAGCUGGAGGAGUUGCUGUUGGUUCUGCCAUUGGACAUGUAGCAGGCCAUGCACUCACUGGCAUGUUCAGUGGAGGGUCAUCUUCUGAAGCAGCUGCUGCACAGCCCGCUCAGCAACAAGCUGCUGCACCUCAGUAUGGAGCUGCUCAGCCACAAGAGCCAACUGGCCCUUGUGCUUGGGAAAUCAAGCAGUUUCUUGCAUGCUCCCAAAAUCAGAGUGAUUUGACUCUGUGUGAAGGAUUCAAUGAGGCUUUGAGACAGUGCAGACAGAGCCAAAGCACCUACAUGUAAAAAAGAAAACAACACAGCCUGUGGGCAUUAGGAUGGAUUAGAAGUGACAUCAACAUAAAAUUGACCUAGUGUAGAUCAUCUUACCGAUCUCUGGAUAGGAAUACAAUUUAUUGGUUUCAAUAUAAAAA
Messenger RNA from Daphnia magna, 758 nucleotides. Its product is annotated as coiled-coil-helix-coiled-coil-helix domain-containing protein 10, mitochondrial. The transcript has 4 exons. The coding region runs from base 157 to 630 and encodes 157 amino acids. Lineage: Eukaryota; Metazoa; Arthropoda; Branchiopoda; Diplostraca; Daphniidae. Gene Ontology annotation, cellular component: nucleus; mitochondrion. The record is from RefSeq and is a predicted model, not a curated record. Gene Ontology annotation, biological process: mitochondrion organization.